AUGCCUCCAGCAUCAGCAACACAAGAAAUAUCCCCUAAUCCAGACAGAGGUUGGGGCUUAAAUUUGCUGCUGGGAACUGAAUAUGAAAGGAAGAAGAAUAAACUUCAGCAGGAGCUUCAACAGGACUACAAACAUUAUGUUGCCACGAAAAAGGGUCUGAAAACAAGUGAACCUCAUCCACAACCCAAGGGUCUCUCCUUACCUAUUGAUGAGAAGAUAUCAGUUCAGGAAAAACUAAGAGAGGAGAGAAAUAAAGAAUACAACCUCUUCCUACAGGAACAAGCUCAAAUCAGAAGGUUAAAGAGGGGAACACUUCCUGUCACUGCAAAGCCUGAACAGGUUCAAGCUUCAGAUGCUUCUCCUCUGCCUAUCCUCAACACUCAUACAAACAUACACCCUUCUCUCAUGGAGCGCCCAGCAUCCCGGAGAGAUGCUGCCACCCUGACUGAGACACUGGAUAAAGGAAAAAGGAUGGGGACUUGGGGUACAGGCCAUCGGGGACGAAGGCGUUGGCAACUCCGUAGACUGAAGGAGCCCUAUAGCUCUGAGGAGGAGUUGGAGUUUAGACACACAAGGAGUCAAGGCAGACGCACUCCAGACCCUGAAUACAAAGAGAAGGAGAGAACCAGAGAAUGCAGAGCUAACAGAGCUCCCCAGGACAUAAAGGAGGUGGCCCCUGGUGUUCAUUAUCAGAACAGCAAUGAAUGUGUUUGGAAGACGGAUCUGCAAAUGCCAGACAGCAUGAGGACGGCUGCAAGAUCUAAACCUGUUACCAGCAAAGAUGAAGCAGAGUUCACUACCGGACUCAAGAUAGGAGCAGCAGAAGAGCAGACGGCAUCCCAGAUGAGGAAAGAACAGUAUAAGCAAGAGCUGCUGAAACAAAUUUCUGAACAGCAGAGAAACAGAAUCAGGGAGAAGAAGCUUGAGCUGAGGGUUGCUGCCACUGGAGCCACUGACCCUGAGAAAGAGUUUGGGGCUGUAAAUCGACAAUAUGACAGCUGGAGACGAGAUGUCCUCUACAAACCAGGAAUGGAUCUGAAGGCCUUAGGGAAGGACCUGCAAGGCCAUGCAAGGCCUAAAGAUGACAAACCCACAGCAGACACAGAGCAGAGAGGCCCCCCAGGAAAGUCCCACACGGACCACAGUGCAGCUCUCAGUCAGCUGACAGGGAAUUCAGUGCCUGGCUCUGGAACGAGAGCAGCACAAGGUGCCCCCUUGCUGGACUAUUUUAAUGAGGACUACCACAGGGACUUCUCAAACAUGCUAGGGGAGCUGGCCUUCCCGAGGGUUACUGGUGUUCCUCCUCCUCCUCCUCCUCUUCCUCUCACUGUAACCGAUAAUUACAAGACUCCAUAUGAUGCAGCUUAUUACUACCAUGGAACCAGGAAUCCAUUAGAUCCUAAUCUUCCAUACAAUCAGAAUGGUCUGCCUGAAGGGGUGCAGCAGUCUGGGAAUUUCCACAGUCCCCAUCAAAGACCACCUCCUGUCAGACCAAGUGGCUGCACUGAAGCAACUGAUCAGCACGGAUCGUCUCCCCUGGGUGUCGGAGAGCUUGCUGCAGACAAGGCCAAGCAGAGGAGAGAGAGUGCACAGAGCUACCAGGAAGCACUCAGAGAGCAGAUCCAAGAAAGAGAGGAGUGUAAAAGACGAGAGAAAAAAGAGAAGGAGCGAUAUGAUGCAAAGAUGGAGGCCGAGAUGAUGGCGUACAACCCCUGGGGGAAAAGUGGGGGAGGUGCUCCAAUUAAAGGCCCAGAAGGCAACCUUGUUAGUGAUCUGAGUCAAAUGCACAGGAUCAACAAGGAGUCAUAUAGGAAUCCUGUGUCCAGGAAUAAUGGACAGACACAAAACUUUUUGAUGAGGAAUGGACACACACCUGGAGCUGAGGCCAGGGCUCCUCUUCUCCAUCGACUAUCAGGUCAAAGUGAUCAACCAACACAACAGCUCCAAAUGCAAGACAAAUACAAAGAAGACCUUAAACAACAGAUAGAGGAAAACAAACGAAAGCAGCAAGAGCAGAGAGAACGAUUGAGGAUUGAGGAGGAAAAAGAAGAGAAGAGGCUGGCGGAACAAAGGGCUUGCAUGCAGCGGGCCUAUGAGGAGGAACAAAGGAAGCAAAAUAAGGUUCAGCAUAGGCUGGAAAGUCAGAUCCAAAAACCUAAUACUCAACACCAGGAGGAGGAAAAGAGGGUGAGGCAGGAAGAAGAGGCAGAGAGGAAGGUACCUGACCCCGCCAGAGCCAGUGAGGAGAAAAGGAAGCGUUAUGAGAGAGAGCCAUCUCCUCCUGUCCCGACGUUGCAGAGAAAGCUGGCAAAUCUCGCUACGUCCAGACCUUCCUCUGUUGUGAGCAAACUCUCCUCCGGAACAGAGCGCACUGUUUCAGCAUCACACUACCGACCAGUCCCUGUGAAAAUGCCCCAGCCACAAGAAGGCCAGCAGGAAGUGAUCAGAGAGCUGUCAGCCCUCCGUAGAUACCUGAGGAAAGAGCAGAGACAACUGGAGGCUCAGCUGGGCCAGACUGAUCGACAAGAGAGUUACUACACUCCCCCCAACAGGCCCAGAGGACGACCCAGAGUGGAUGCCUUUGAAUCUGUGCGCCAGCCAGCUGUUCAGCCAUCAACCAGGAGUCCCUCCUCUGGUGCUGCGCGUGUUAAUAAGCAAAAUAUCAGGGCGUUCAACCAACUUAAAUGCAGAGACACAGCAUCUCGUGAGGAGGUCCGUCACAUGUACCCCGACCCGCCCAGCGAUGCUCAAAGUCUGGACAUCCAACAGCAGGCACUUCUUCGCGAACAGCAGCGCAGAAUCAGGCUUAUGAAUAGAGAGGACGAGCACGACUUUUUGGACCAGCAACUGAGCCACUAUCAUUACAGGCACAAACCUGGACGCUACAUCCACAGAGACUCCAUGUUGCCAUCCGGGGCUGUUUUAAUUGAUGUCUACGGCGGUGGUGCACGUGAAGAGCAUGUUCAUGAGCAGGGACCCCCGCAGCACUCAGCAGAGCACCAGGAGAGAACAGCCCCACGAAGAAGACAUGACUAUGAUGUGGCUGCAUCUACAGAUAAGAGGAAUCGGAACGUCCAGCCAGACGCUCAGUCUUUGCAGUCGGUGACUAGUUUGAACCUUAAAUCUAAAGUCAAGGCUCACAACCAGGACCGUGUCAGACAAAGCACUGGUGAUCGCAGCAGCACAUCAGACGGGCUGCCUGGUGAUGAAGUGGAUGUCUUGUCUCUGAGUUCUGCCCUGGAGAGGCGCGUCUCUGUGGAGACUGCAGCCACAGAGCCCUGGCUGCGGCCUGGCACAUCAGACGCUGUAAAACGCUCAGGCUGUAGGGAGACGCCGAACAGUAGGAUGGAUGCUCCACCCUGGCUGACACACCGCGUCACAUAG
Messenger RNA from Chelmon rostratus (copperband butterflyfish), 3384 nucleotides. Its product is annotated as centrosome and spindle pole associated protein 1. The transcript has 28 exons. Gene Ontology annotation, biological process: positive regulation of cytokinesis. Lineage: Eukaryota; Metazoa; Chordata; Actinopteri; Chaetodontiformes; Chaetodontidae. Gene Ontology annotation, cellular component: microtubule; spindle pole; centrosome. Bases 1 to 3384 code for a protein of 1127 amino acids. The record is from RefSeq and is a predicted model, not a curated record.